Ananas comosus (pineapple) is the source of this 2220-nucleotide messenger RNA. RefSeq lists its product as uncharacterized. Bases 193 to 1767 code for a protein of 524 amino acids. The transcript has 3 exons. The record is from RefSeq and is a predicted model, not a curated record. NCBI's taxonomy places the organism in Eukaryota, Viridiplantae, Streptophyta, Magnoliopsida, Poales, Bromeliaceae.
UCUCCCCGAUCCAAAUAGGUACGAUUAAUCCUUUUCCCCCCUCAUCAACCAAUUUGUGUUUAUUUUAGGUUGGAUUCAAAAGCUCUCUCCGUGGUCGCCGAACUCCGUGAACAGCGAAGAAACCCUAAUCUUGGACUCCGAUUCCCCUUCGAUCGGAAUUAGAGUAGAGGGGCCGAUUCUACUAACGGCGAAAUGGGUACUAAACGGAAAGAAAGAACUGAUGAGACUCCUGAUCCGAUUUCGCUUUCGUACCCCGAUCCGGAAUUCUUCGACUUUGACGAAUGCAGGGAUCGGAGUUUAUUCGAAGUCGACCAGAUUUGGGCGCUAUAUGAUGAUCUCGACGGAAUGCCUAGGUUUUAUGCUCGAAUUAGGCACAUCUAUGAAAAUCAAGAUUUCAAGGUGGGCUUCACUUGGUUAGAGCACGAUCCUUCAAAUGCAGCUGAGAUGGCGUGGUCUCGUCAGCAAUUGCCUGUUGCUUGCGGGAGCUUCAGGCGAGGGAAAGCAGAAGUAAGUCAAGACCCUCUCAUGUUCUCCCACAUUAUUUCUUGGGAAAAAGGUAAAAAGAAGAACGGUUAUGAUAUUUAUCCGAAAGAGGGUGAAGUUUGGGCUGUUUACAAGGGCUGGGAUAUCGCGUGGAGCUCAGAUCCGGACGACGACAGGACAUUCGAGUAUGAAAUUGUUGAAGUCCUUUCGGAUUUUGUGGCGGGAAGCGGUAUCAAUGUCAUUCCUCUAGUUAAGGUAGAAGGUUUCGUGAGUCUGUUUGUGCGCGCAAAAGACAAAGCACCGUAUCGUAUACUAUCCAGUGAAAUACUUAGGUUUUCACACAGAGUCCCCUUUCACAGGAUGACCGGAGCUGAACGUGACGGUGUCCCACAAGGUUCUUUUGAACUAGAUACUGCAUCUCUUCCUAUUAACAUGGAAGAUGCUUUUCCAUCUGUUCCUCUUGAAUGCGGUACGACCAAAACCGGAAUAUCUCCUAAAAGUUCAACUAAUGAUGCAGGAGUUGGGCCUGCUGCCGUUAAGGAGAUUGAGAGGGUGAGGAGGAAGGAAUUUGACCAUUCUCAAUUAGCAACCACGUUCCAUUGCUCGGAUGAAUAUCCUGCCCCUGAGUUCUGCAACGUUGAUGACGGGAAAUUGAUCAAUAGGAUCCAGCCGGGGCAGAUUUGGGCGCUAUACAGUGAAAUUGAUAAGUUCCCUAAGUACUUUGGAUGGAUACAUAAAGUUAAUUCGGUCGAUCGCUUAGUUGAAUUAAAAUGGCUUGAGGUUCGUCCUCGGCGAGAGGAGGAAAAACGAUGGAACCGCAAGGGCCUGCCAAUUGGAUGUGGAACAUUUGAAGUAAUCGAUGAGUGUGAAACUUUUGACAGUACAGAUGCCUUUUCUCAUUUAGUGAAUGCUAGACUGCGUGGUAGAAAACACCAAUAUGAAAUCCUUCCUUCCGUCGGUGAGAUUUGGGCCAUGUACAAGAAUUGGAGGCCCUGUUGGAACCUUUUCGACUUUGAAAACUGUGAGUUUGAUGUGGUCGAGAUUUGCGAGCGCAGUGGUGCUGGAACAAAGGUCUCUUUACUGACCAAGGUGGAUGGGAAUAGAGCCGUAUUUAUGCCUGACAAAAAGGAAAAAGUAGUGACGAUACUGGAGGACGAGUAUUUAAGAUUCUCUCAUCAAAUUCCAGCGUUCCAGCUGACAGAUCAGAAAGGUGGCGUGCUUCGAGGCUAUUGGGAGCUUGAUCUUGCAUCUCUACCGGAGGCCUUGUUCAACAAUUCUUGUUGAAAGUUAGGGAAUCUUUCGAGCCAGUACAACGUAAAUGGCCGACAAGACUGCGUCUUAUUCUUGCUUCAGAAUUAUCAGAUCAUGAUGCAGCUCUGUUAGUCAACGAGUUUGCAAGUUAGGGGUCGAUGUCUUCUACCAAUGAGGCUAAGUUAUUAAAUUGAUCAAAAUUCCUGCAGAGAUAUCCACUGUAGUAUUAGCUGUAGUACUUAUUCGUAUGUUAUUCAUUUUCCUUUGCAAUUUCUUGUCUCAAUCACCUGACAUAUUUCAGUAGGAAGUUGAACUAAAUGGAACUUGAGAAAUGCAGAUCACUUCAGAACAAGGUACAUAGAUUUGCUUCACCACAUAUCUAAUCCUCUAAACUUUCACUUCAUUAAAUUUCAACGUUUGGGCUAAACCUGGCACUCCAUGCUCUUCUACUUUUGGGUUUGUUUGAUGUAUGAGUAUCGCUUUUAA